Cuculus canorus (common cuckoo) is the source of this 3129-nucleotide messenger RNA. RefSeq names its product leucine rich repeat containing 39 (gene LRRC39). Lineage: Eukaryota; Metazoa; Chordata; Aves; Cuculiformes; Cuculidae. The transcript is spliced from 10 exons. Gene Ontology annotation, molecular function: protein binding. The record is from RefSeq and is a predicted model, not a curated record. Bases 2029 to 3048 code for a protein of 339 amino acids.
UAACUAACAGGGCCAUAAUACUCUCUAGAAUGUUUUGUAUUUUUACAGGCUGGAAGUGGUUGCAGUCCUUAAAUCCUUUCCAGUUAUUUUUGGUUUUAUAUAGAAAGCAUCUGUCUGUUUAAAAAAACCAAAAAGAAAGACAAGUAGGAUCUCAUUUGUUAUUCUGUUUUUAGUAUUUACUGCACUCAAGACUACCAAAAGAACACAGCCUAAUGGCUACUGUCCUCCAAGUAUAUUGUUAUGGGCUCUUUGAAGAAGUAAAAUGUUAAAAAUGUUUCAUGAUUGGAAGCAUGAAAAAGGGGUGAGUGAUAACCCCGCUUCACAGCGUGGUUAAAAAUUACUUUUCUGUCUGGAUUUCAAUAAUUUGCAUUAAAAUUUUUCCACAGAAUUCUUCAGCAUGGGCAAAAGUAAUGAGUAAAAUACUUGGCGAUGUAAUACUUCUUCUAAUCUAACUAGUCAAUAUUGCUGUUUAAUGGAGCUUUGAAGCUCAGUUAUCUUGCAGAGAAACAUUACUAGAGUUAAGCAAGUAAUUGUCAUUUUGAAUUCAGAACUAGCUUAUUGUUCAUUGUGGAGCAUAAUAACUGCUUCUUUUUUCUUUUUGUUCACGAUUUAUAACUUUUGUUCCCAAGAGUCCAAGAUUUUAUGGGAGUCCAGUCACGUUCAGCAAACUGGGAAGACAUGAAUGCCUGGGGCUUUUGCAGAAGUGCCUCAUGUGAUACCUUCUAUUCUCAGCAUAGGUUAAAAUUAGAAGUAGACUGACGUUGCCUUGAAGUCUGAGUGAGAGUUCUAAAUGGUUUUGGUAGUGCAGGCAAGAUUCGUAGUUUAUCUCUGCUCUUGACUAGAAAGCAGUGAGUCACAGAAAAUCCUUGAAAACACCAAAUAAUUGAGGUAAGUUGCUGUUAAACUCUUUCAGGUGCUUGGAGUUGUUGGGAGAUCUGAUUACUUGGGAGUAAAUUUGCACUUGUUUUAUAACCACGCUUAGGAAUUCACUUCUCAAUUAUUGGUUGUGAUGACAUGAUUAUUAUAGUUUUUGUUUUCCUGACAAAUAAUAAGAACUAAGAACAAAAAGUUUUUGAUAGUAGUCCUGUUGUUAUAUAAUUAAAUCUCCUUGAAAAUAAAGUCAUAUACUCAGGCCGUCUUUCAUAUUUCAUGGUUCUGAGGUAAUGUUUAUUGAAAAAUACGCUUUCCAUAGCAAAGAGAGCUGCCCAGUAUAAGCUUUACUAAAAAUAAGUAUUGUUUCAACUGUAUAGUUUGAUACUGGUUUUAGUAGUACAAGUAUUAACAAAUAACUCGUUAGAUAUUUGCAUUGCAGUGUCUCUUUUCUGCAUAGUUCACAUAACAGGAUUUUUGGUUUUCUACCUAAAAAGGCUAAUAGGUAAAAAACAGACUCUAAACAACAAGAAACAUUGUUCAUACAAUGUCUUACUCAUUACUGUUGCAUAUUGGGAUGAGGAAUGGGAAAGGUAAUUAGUAGGAAGACCACUGAAAGAGAAAUUAAUUCUUCAAACUAAUAAAUGGGAUCACGUUUAUGUGGGGAGGGGAAGAAGAUGUAAUCCUUUCUUUCCAGGAAAACAUUCAGUCCUUGUUCAGGAACCCAAAUGCCAAACUGCAUUGUGCCACACUAGUUGCCGUUUGUGUCAUGUGUCAAAUCCUGCCAUUUUUCCUUAACAAACAGAGAAUGGAAUGAGUGCUCAUAUUUGCAUUUAAUAAUUAUGGUCAGUACUCAGGCGUCCUUUGGAAGGAACUGAGAAGCAUUUUUUCACAACUAAGAAUGCAGAGAGAUUGCAAAAAUACCAUUUCUGACUAUAAGAAAAUUUACCUAGGUGCAAUUCUUUACAAAGACAAAAUGGUUGGUAAAAUUCUGUCAGUUCUAUACGUUAACUAAUUCUGAUAAUAUAAUCAAGUAGGAAUUGCAGUGUUUUAGUUUUCAUGUCCCUGUCCCCAUCUGGUAGCUAAUAGAUGCGCUGAUGCAUUGAGCCUGAAAUUCACAGUCAGAUUCCUGUGACUGAAUCUGAAUAUGUAAGGAUCAUGACUGAAUCUGCAGUUUGCGUUGGAACAUUCACUGCUGUGAAGGCACUUUGGGAAGUGAGAAUACACAAGAUAAAUGAAGAAUUGCAGAAAGAAAAGGAAUUCAGACAGAGGUCUGCAGGAAGGCUACUACUCGUCUGGGAGGAAAGAGCCGCUUUAGCAAAGCUGAAAGAAAAAGUUAUUCAUGAAGAUGGAAGAGCAAUUUUAAGGAUAGAGGAAGAAGAAUGGAAGACACUACCUUCGUGCUUAUUGAAACUCGUCCAUCUCCAGGAAUGGCAGCUUCAUAGAACUAGUUUGCAGAAAAUUCCUCAGUUCAUUGGAAGGUUUCACAACCUUGUUGUUCUGGAUCUAUCCCGGAACUCAGUUGAAAGUAUACCUAAAGAAAUUGGCCAGCUGACAAGCCUCCAAGAGCUGCUUCUCAGCUACAACAGAAUAAAGUCUGUUCCUAAGGAAAUAAGUAACUGUGUGAGUCUGGAAAGAUUGGAACUGGCUGUCAACAGGAGUAUCCGUGAUCUUCCUCCUCAGCUCAGUGAUUUAAAGAAGCUUUCACACAUAGACUUGUGCAUGAAUCAGUUUACUACCAUCCCUUCAGCUCUUCUCAACAUGCCAAAUCUAGAAUGGUUAGAUAUGGGGGGAAAUAAACUCCAGGAACUUCCUGAUGCAAUUGACAGAAUGGAAAAUCUCCACACUUUGUGGCUCCAAAGGAAUGAGAUACAUUCUUUGCCAGAAACCAUUUGUAAUAUGAAAAAUCUUAGUACUCUUGUUCUGAGCAACAACAAACUUAAGGAUAUCCCAACUUGUAUGAAGGACAUGACAAAUCUGAGAUUUGUCAACUUCAGAGACAACCCCCUGGAGUUAGAGGUAAUGCUCCCUCCAUGUGAGAAUACAGAAGAGGAGGAACAACAGGAAAUGUUUGGCAUUGAAUUCAUGCAUGUGUAUAUCCAGGAGUCACUCAAGAAAACAGGACAUCUGGAAAGUUGUACUUCUGAUCCUUCUCCUGCCAUAAAUACUAAUGAAUAAACAACAUUAACCGUGAAUGGAAGAAAAUACCCAGUAUACUUCUAAUGAAGUGGCAUACAACAGGUUUCAAAUAUUCUUAGG